AUGAUGAUUAUUUACAGGUCAUGCAUCAGGACACAGUGGUCACACCUGUAAUCACAUCUGCUGAAAACACACGGAUUGUGUUGCUCCAAAUGUGACUUCUUCUUUUCUUUUUCUUUUUUUGCCCCAAAAGGAAACAGAAAGUUUGUGUUCCUUUUGUACAGACACCAGAGGAUCAUCUUCUCUCUAUAUCCAGGUCAAGUUGUUGCACACAGAUGGUCCAGCAGCUCAUGACAGGCUCGGCUGCCUCCAGCUCGCACUGACGUUUCCGCUUUGACCACUGGAGGCUGCCAGCAGCGUAUGCGUCACUUCAUCUCCGCAAGCUGAUGAUGGCGGAGCUACAGCGAGAAGUGGAGCCGCAACUUCUGAAUGGGGACGAAGUGAACGAGGAAAACGAGGAGAAAGAGGACGCAGAUGCGCCGGAGUCAGUGAAGAAAAGGAGGAGAAAGAAGAAGAGGAAUAAGACCAGUGCACCAGUGUGUGACUUUGCAGCAGCAGCGACGAACGAGGCUGAGGGCAGAGGGGAAGCUGAACGUGUUGGUGAUGAGGCAAAACAGUUGGAGCUGCGAUCACUGGAGGACAGAGAGAGGGAGGAGGAUGGAGAAGAAGACGGGGAUGAGGGAGAGAACUCGGCUGGGAAAAAGAAGAAGAAGAAGAAAAAGAAGAAAGGAUUGAAGGGACAGACUGACCCUCCCUCGGUCCCUAUUUAUGAGCUGUAUCCCAGUGGAAACUUUCCAAAGGGAGAGGAGUGUGAAUACCCCAAAUCAAAAGACGGGCGCAGUGCAGCAUGGCGGACCACCAGCGAGGAGAAGCGGGCGAUGGACAGGGCCAAUGAGGAGAUGUGGAGCGAUUUCAGGCAAGCGGCCGAGGCACACCGACAAGUGCGCGCCUACGUCAGGACCUGGAUCAAACCAGGCAUGACCAUGAUUGACAUCUGCGAGAAGCUAGAGGACUGCUCCAGGAGGCUCGUCAAAGACAAUGGGCUGAAGGCCGGCUUGGCCUUCCCCACCGGCUGCUCCAUCAACCACUGCGCUGCCCACUACACUCCAAACGCAGGAGACCCCACCGUGCUGCGCUAUGAUGAUGUCUGCAAAAUUGACUUUGGAACGCACAUCAACGGUCGAAUAAUAGACUGUGCCUUCACCGUCACUUUCAAUCCAAAGUUUGACGGGCUGUUGGAGGCUGUGAGAGAUGCAACAAACACCGGCAUCAGGUGUGCAGGAAUCGAUGUGCGCCUGUGUGACAUUGGUGAGACGAUUCAGGAGGUCAUGGAGUCGUAUGAAGUGGAGAUAGAUGGGAAAACAUAUCAAGUGAAGCCAGUCAGGAAUCUCAAUGGCCACUCUAUUGGACCGUACAGGAUACACUCAGGAAAGACAGUCCCAAUUGUUAAAGGUGGAGAGGCCACGAGGAUGGAGGAAGGUGAAACUUAUGCCAUUGAGACAUUUGGCAGCACAGGAAGAGGCGCAGUCUACGAUGACAUGGAGUGUUCACAUUACAUGAAAAACUUCAAUGUCGGACACGUGCCCAUAAGACUUCCAAGGGCUAAACAUCUGCUAAAUGUCAUCAAUGAGAACUUUGGCACCUUGGCUUUCUGCCGCCGCUGGCUGGACCGCCUGGGCGAGAGCAAGUACCUGAUGGCAUUGAAGAAUCUAUGUGACCUCGGCAUCGUAGACCCGUACCCACCCCUCUGCGACAUCAAGGGCAGCUACACUGCCCAGUACGAACACACCAUUCUUCUCAGGCCCACCUGCAAGGAAGUCGUGAGCCGGGGAGAUGACUACUAAGCAUGCAGCAAAACCUAAGGCGAACCAGGAAGAGCAUGGCAGCUCAAUGACAAAAAAACCUCUUCAGUCCGAUAGCGAUUAUGCAAUAUUUCUCUGACCUUACUUUUCACUGCUAGAAUCCCUUCAGCUCAUUGACGGCCAAAGACUUGUGUCACGGCAGUAGCUUAGUAGUUAUUUUCCACAAGUUAAAGCCAGUAGUCCCAGGGCAUAUCUUUAAAAAAACUAACAUGUAGUGUGUCAUUUCAUAAUGAUGAGCUGCUUUUAAAGUGCGCACAAAAUACAUAUGCAAAAUGUUUUGGAUAACACACAAUAUUCUGUG
This is a messenger RNA of Solea solea (common sole), 2100 nucleotides long. RefSeq names its product methionine aminopeptidase 2-like. The coding region runs from base 324 to 1781 and encodes 485 amino acids. The transcript is spliced from 11 exons. Gene Ontology annotation, biological process: proteolysis. The record is from RefSeq and is a predicted model, not a curated record. Gene Ontology annotation, molecular function: metalloaminopeptidase activity. NCBI's taxonomy places the organism in Eukaryota, Metazoa, Chordata, Actinopteri, Pleuronectiformes, Soleidae.